UAAUUCUCAGUUGGUCUAAUAAAAGGUAUCAUCUCUAAACCAACAGUUCUAGAGUUUUGCAUAACAAAAACUUUCAGCACUAAUAGACUUUGUCUUUCCUUGAUAGAGAAAAGCCAAAUGAAUUCCUUAGCGACACGCAGAAAGCCACCACUACUCAUCACCUGAGCCUCCAAGAACUGCAGAAGAGCUGGACACAGCCCAGAGACUGGGAAGGAUCUUCGUUAUUUAAAGGAGAAAUUGAAACUCGUUUUUCUCCCUAUAUGAGGGAGAGUCCCACCAUCGAUGACUUAGAAGAAAGUUUACGACAACUUAAAGUUCAGGUGGACAGUUUGGCCUCCAGUCUGAGUUUUGACGCAGAUCAAGAUUAUACCCUAGAUUCUGGCACUGCAGAUGGGUCAAGUCCCUUUAAUCCGAAGUGGCCGAUGAUUCACAAUGGGGCCUACACGAAGGCAGACACUGGAGACACACUGAAGCAGCCUGAUGAGUCUGAGUGGUUUCUAAAGCCAACGCAUUUGGUCAGACCUCUGGGAGACUAUCCAGCACUUGCGAGCCUAGGCCUUCCAAUGUUCUCCACGUCACCAGUCAGCCGUGUGGCAGGGCUCCUCGGGAGUGAGAUAGCAAGCAGGAACUGUCUGCCGUCUGUGGAUCUAGCAUCUGCAGAACCAUUUCCAGCAAAGCUUGGUGCUCCUCACGUGAUAGGAGUCAAGGCCUUGUUGUCCCCUAAAAUCCCAGUGAGGGCCCGCUCACCCGAAAGGGUCACUUCUCCCUUGGACAGAGGCAGGUCUCUCUCCUUUGAUCGCUUGAGGACCAACCGGUCCCAUUCAUUUUCUCCAGCAUCCAAAAGAACCCGCUGGCUCCGAUCUCGCUCACAGUCCCCGAGACCUAUCUGGAGACCAAACUCAGCCAAGGCAAAUGCCUGUGCCCAGCCUGCACCGCACUUCAGCAGGUCCAGGGGCAGCAGGAAGAAAACAGCAGCAACCAGGCAAUCCCGCUCCAGAAUAUACAAACCAGGAGCGCUGGCGGCCAGGUCCUGCACUCCGGGCAGGAUGCCUACAAAGGCACUGAGCUCUUCGUGGAGCCCUUACAGUCUGUCCUCUGCUGCUAUAGUCUCACCCACAGCUCAGGAGAUCAAUGAAAGGUUUUUGCAGACUCUUGCAGAAGGUGCUGUGGGGAGGUCCCUGAUAGAAAUGUCCCCGUAUGAGAAGGAGCUGGUGCGCCUCCGGCUGGAGCGCCUGCGUAUGGAGGAGGAAUGGUUACUGGAGCUAAAGAGGCAGCAGGAGUUGGAACGAACGCGUGGCCCCAAGCCCAAGUGGUACGAGAUGAAAAGCUCCCAGUUCCACUACGAAGCCCACAAGAAUAACCAGUUGCUGAGGAGCAGCCAGGACUUCCAGUCCAUGUAUAACUAUAGGCGAGAACUGGAGUCAGCAUCCAAGGAGUUCCAAGAACAUUCGAAACCCACACACUUGGCUUCUCUCUAAUAAGAGCUAACAUCCCCGGCACUAACCCAUGCCAGUGAAAGAGAGACUUGGGGGUUGCAUAUUCCAGGAAGUUUGUAUGCUAUGCUUGGAGGAGAGGUAACAAGGUGGCAGGAAGGGGUGUUCUUCCACCCCAGUAAUCCACCGACCAUUUCCAUCCUUGGAGGAACUCUGUUGUCUUCAAUACUGAAAGUGGUAUGUUAGCAUGAAUGAUAGCAAACUACAUCACCAAUGCUCUUAUCUACCUCUGUCUAUAGAUCAACAAAGAUCUAUGUGCUCAUUCUCUGCCCAGGAGGGAAUUUCCCUGUACAAAUCACCCCUACUCAGCUUACUUGCAGCGCCCCAAAAAACCAAGGAGGAGGGUAUGGGGAUGGAAACACAGGAAGAGGACAGCAAUGCAAUGGGAAGGAUUGAUCUGUUAACAUAGACAUUGGAAGCCGACCUAAAGCCCCGUUUGUCAAAUCUUACAGCCAGAGAUGAUGAAAAGUUCAGAGUACAGCAUGCCUUGGCUCCACUGUGCUUGCAAAUGUUGCAGUACCAUUCAUUCGGCCCUCCUGCCUGUGGGCUCCCUCCUUUUAAAUGAUUGUUUCCUCCAAAGUGCAGCCCUAAUGAAGUCCCUAUGACUUUUUUGCAGGUGGCUUUGUUUUGCCUUUAAGUCUUUCUGUAAUUAACUGCUGACGAGUGGAGGAUCUAAAGCUCUGCUGCUUUCAGUGGUCACAUUUAAGUGUGAGCAUUUCCAUACUGCAGGAUCUCACAGUGCAGCGCAUGCAGUUCUGGAAACCAAAACAAUGGUAUAACAUUUUAGUUUGCAAUACCCAUGAUUUCCACAGUUUCUGAGGAGACACCCCGAGGCCAAGCCAUCUCUAUUCCCUAACCAGCGCAAGUUAAUCUAUUUGAACAGCAGCACCCUGAUUAACAUUUGUAAUUUUCCAUCAGGAGGUCUUAGGACAUAUUGAUUGCUUUAAUAAAACUCUGUUGCCACUAAACACGGCUAGCAAGGGCAGUGGGAAUACAGGGGGCACUUCAUUUCUCCAGCACUGAUAACUUAUUUGCUACACCCAUGGCAAAACUUGAAUUAUUAUGGAGGGGGAGCUGGGAACGAGAGGUGAUUUCACGAGGCCAGUAGGGCUUAAGAAAAAAAUAAAAAAAUAAAAAAUAAGGUUGCAACAGAGUCUCUCUCCAGCUCAUUUGGUCUGACAUAAACAAAUGGGUAUUGCCCACUGCUGAAAAAUCAGUAACUGCUAUUAUUACUGUGUCCUUCUCCUGGGAAAGUCAGGGGUUUAACCAGGCAGUUGGAGUCUCCAGGAAAGUUACAGAACUAUUGAGAAUAUAGUUACCCUGUUAAACCCCACUCAGAUUCAUUUUCAGCUGCAUUGAUCUGUCAUGUGCAGUCUGGAAAGAUACCGCGUUGAAUUAUACAUCACUUCUUUUUUCCUAAUGGAACCAUUACAGAAGCUGACAUUUUUUUAGAAUUAAAUUUACUCUUUUGCUGUUUAUCCUGAUUUACUUUUCACAUUUCACGUGCUGGGGCUCCUGCAUUAGGAUCAUGCUGCUGGGAGCUUAGAGCUUAACCACAAGAAAUUAAACUUUAAUUCAAAUGAAAAAACCCCAAGCAUUUCUGGCAGGUUUUAUGAAACUUAAACCCCCCCACACGAGACUCACAGUGAACGAAAUUACCCGACAAACAGCCUCUUUAAAGCUACAGCAGCUAUAGGGGAAAGUGAAUG
Messenger RNA from Alligator sinensis (Chinese alligator), 3202 nucleotides. RefSeq lists its product as uncharacterized. The coding region runs from base 261 to 1478 and encodes 405 amino acids. NCBI's taxonomy places the organism in Eukaryota, Metazoa, Chordata, Crocodylia, Alligatoridae. The record is from RefSeq and is a predicted model, not a curated record. The transcript has 4 exons.